AUGCUGCUCCCAGCUUCCGUGAGCGAUCUCCUUCAGACAGCGGCGCGGGAGAUCGGGCGUGGCGCUGUCGCUGGAGUGGUGGCCAGCUGGACCGUCGCCGGCGGCGGCGGAGAGGCCUGCCCGCCUCCAGGGCCGUGCCCACUGGUGCCGCCUUGCCCCAACCUGACCUGCCCAUCGCCGGAGUUUGUCUGCCCGCAAGCACCGUGCCCGCCGCGCCCCGGGCUCAGCUGCCCGGAGGGGCCGCCGUGGGUGGUCCUCGCGCUGGUGCUGGUCGGGAACGUCGCCGCGUCGGUGAGCUGCGGCUUCCUGUUCGGAGUGAGGCGCGGCGGACAGCAUGGCGGUGCUGCCGGCAACCCAGCGCGGAGGCCUGCCCUCCGCGGUGGCCGCGGUGGCGGCGUCAUUGGAUCUAGGAUCUUCGUCCGCUACGCCGACGCCGGUGGGGACCUCCCCCACGAGAGGGUGUGCUUGUGGCCUUUGACGGAGGUGGAGUGGAUCACGGAGUCGCCCGGCGGGGAGCAGGUGGCCGAGGAGCUGGUCGACGGCGACAUUGAGGAGUUCGUGGUUCUGGCUCCUGGCGGAGUGGUGCCGGCGCACGUGACGUCGCCGAGGUACCGCUUCCGUGAGGAGGUGGGCCCGCGGGCCCUCAGGCUGAAGAUGAUGGAGGCGAAGCAGGUGGCCAGGGCGGCUACCCGCCCAGGAGACAGCGUGGUCGAGGCCACCCCGUUCGCGCAGUUGUGGGGCGGCCAGGUGGCGGCGCUGGAAGACCUCUGGCGCGGGGGCGGAGUUGUGCCACCCCCACGCCGCGUGCGUACGCAAGCAGCAGGAGGGUUUGGGCGUCGCCGUGCGACGAGGAGCUGA
This is a messenger RNA of Prorocentrum cordatum, 858 nucleotides long. Lineage: Eukaryota; Dinophyceae; Prorocentrales; Prorocentraceae. The record is from the annotation of a GenBank genome assembly.